UUUCUACUUUUUUCCUUUUGCCUUUGUUCCUGUCGAACGUGAAAUAUCUCGUAUAUUGCGUUCUGCCACGAUGAUUAGCAUUUCCGGCAUGACGGAUCCCAUCAAAGCGCCUGCGAGUAACCAUCAACCUCUCAUUAACGCGCAAAACACGCUGAAAAACAUCCUCAAAUGCGACCACAAGUGUCCCGACUUGGCCGAGAUGCUUAAAGGGCCUACAUCGGAUCAGUACGCUAAGCAUGUCGAUUCUUCAGAGCAAGAGUUUGUCAAAAGUGAUUACGUCCAAUUGCCCGAAUCUCUCUCCGACCAAAUCGAUCAUCUCGAAUGUCGCUGUUUUAUGGGAGUAUUGCCAGAAAUCAACUAUGCUUGGAUGACCGUGGAUCAUCGUCUGUUCUUGUGGAAUUACGAAACUGGCAAAGAUAUCUAUACCUACGAAGAUCAAGAUCAGAUUAUAUGCAGCGUUGGCUUGGUGAAACCGAAACCAGAUGUAUUUGGUUCCCAUAUCAACUAUGUGCUCGUCGUCACGACACCGCUUCAAGUUAUUGUACUUGCCAUGUCUUAUACUGCGGCUCGAGAAGGCGAACCUUGUCGUGUGACGUUAUUUGCUACGGAUAUGAGUGUGUCAUCUGACGAUGUACAACUCGGACAGAUCGCUGGCACCGAUGAUGGUAGAAUAUUCAUGGUCGGCGAUAAUGGUCAUCUCUAUGAAUUGGAUUACAGACAUCCGGAUACCUGGUUCGGUCCUCAAUGCAAGCUUUUAUGUCGCACGUCUAGCGCUUUUACACACUAUCUUCCCACCAUUUUCAGAACCGCAACACCAGAUGCAAACGCAAAAUCGCUCGCCAUUGAUAACGAGCGCAAAGUGUUGUACAUACUGAAGAAAAAUAACAGCAUCGAGGUAAUUUAUCUCGGUGAUCCAAAGAACAACUUUUUACCUGCUGCGAAAAACACCGACAUUGGCAACUCUGCACGACUGAUGUGCCGUCAAAACUCGAUGAUGUAUGAUGCGACUGAAUUCGAGCUGCAAUCCAUCCACGUCAUUUCCAAGAUGGAAUCUAAUCGUAUCCACUUGCUCGGUGUGACCAACAAGGGUUUCCGUUUGUAUUUUACGCAUGAACAAAGCGCGGUGCGUUUUAUGUCUGUAUCUGAUUCAUCAACCGAUCGACGUCCGAAUGUUCUUGAGCUCGUUCACGUACGUGUACCGCCUCCAGUCAAUACGCAGACAAAUGGAACGACGAUGCCCCAAAUGCUGCUUCCUGUCCACGCAUCCUAUUACGAUUGCGGUAUCUUUGUCGCCGCUCGAAGCAUGUCAGAAGAUAAGGAUAGCAUCAUUAUGACAGCUCGCGAACUCGGAGAAGUCGUUCACCAACAAACCACCACUGGUAUCAUGAUGAUGGGUCAACGAUCUGGCUUUGUGGAAAACAGCAGUUCGGUGGAAUGUGAUGAAGGCAAAAUCUGGGCCAUUGUGGAAACGAAUGUAGCAAACAGAGGACAGCGACACAUGAAUGAGAUUACCGAACCGCUGACGCGUGCGUCACGACAGUUCCUGAUCCUCACCAAUACGGCGCUUUUGUUUUACAAAAAGCAACGUCCCGUCGACGUACUCCAUCAACUGCUUUUGAAGUCUCACGGGGAUUUGGAUGCCAAUCGACAAGAAUUCCGUUCCUUUUUCGAAUGUUACGGUCAAAUCCAAGCCUGUGCAAUGUGUUUGAAUAUCAUCUGUGCAAGUUUUGCGCUCCAUAUGCCCGAACAAGAGAACGUGAUUCGAGGUGCUACGCGGUUGUUCUUUGAAUGCGAAGAGAAACUUUUCCGUAAAGAGAACCAAAUUAUCAGCAGCAACCAUUUAGCAAAGGCGGUGGCUCCACCGGCAACAGGGUAUAGCAGUAAACACGAUGGAUUUGUCCUGUAUUUUGCACGUUUAUUGUCGCCUGUUUGGGAAAAAGAAAUCUUCCAAGCAAACUUUGACCAAAAGUCGAAUGAGCACUAUACCCGGCUACAAAAAUCACUGAUUGACGUUAAAUAUGAACUCGAAAAGCUGAAAAAAUUCAUGGAUUUGAAUUCAUCCUUCCAUAUGUCAGCUGAUCUGUUAGACUCGCGAUUUCAAUCGGUUGAUCGUGAUACUAUCCAAUCCCGCUUGAAUGAGCAACAAUCUUUGCAUGAAUUGUAUUUGCUUCUUGCACAAUCCAUCGAAGCCAUUUCUUUCAUCGACUUUUUGAUCGAUGCCGGAGUACAAGAGAUCUUGCAAUGUGUGCCGGAAGAAAGCAAAAAUGAAGUAUUCAAGCUGACUUUGGAAAAUAUGUUGACAAGCCCUCAAGGGCGUGUUCUUUCCCGUGAAUUGGUAAUUGCUGCCAUCAACAAAUACGGAACCACCUAUACACAUGUCGGAUUUGAUGUGGUCAGCGAUUUACUACAACGUCGAUGCAGCUCCUUUUUCGGUCCAACGGAUGUAGCUUUCUACAAGGGCAUGGAAAAUGUGCGACGUGCACAGAAAGCAGAGACGGAUUUUGAGCGAACCAGCGCGCUAUCGGAAUCGCUUACAUUCUUCAAAGAGGCAGCGGAAUACGUUACGGACGAAAAGCUCGCGCGAGUAUGCAUGGAAUAUCGUCAUCAGGGUUACCACGUUGGAGCUGUUGAAUUGGCUCUUGAAUGCGCGAACAAAUUCGAUCCUCAACAGCAAGGACUGGCUUAUGCUGAAGGCCGACAAGCCCCAUCCGAUCCACGACUCACUUUCUAUAAUAUACGCGUGGCAUGCUACGAUCGCGUGUUUGAUACGCUAAUGGAAGCCAAAAUGCUCCGCGAUGGAACACUGCAGCAUCCAAAAGUGGUGAAUCCUAGCAACUAUGCGGCUGAAGUGUUUGCCAAGGCUUUGGCCAGUCAAGACAAAUUAUUCCAUUACUCGUUAUACGCUUGGCUGCGACACAAUGGGCUGAAAUCCGAAUUACUGGCUGUAGAUACUGCAUAUUUAAUACCGUUCUUCAACGAUUGCGUGGAUCCCAUGGAAGCGAAGGAAUUCCUUUGGCAAUAUUAUCGAAGACGCGAAAAUUACUACGAAGCAGCACUUUGCUUGGAGAAGUUGGCCAAGGAUUCAUCCAAUUUGAAGCUCACGAAGCGUGUGGAAUAUCUUGCAUUGGCGGUAGUGAAUGCACGAUGCCGAGAUUCGAAGCAUCAACGACGACAGGAGGCUACCGAGCUUUUGCAAAACCUGGAAGAGCACGUGGAAGUGGCCCGGAUACAAGUUCGCUUACAUCAAAUCCUACCCAGCUGUGGACCUGAAGGUGACCGAAUCUCACAAUCGCUUGACGAUCGUCUGGCGUCCAUUACCGAACUUUUUAUGAUUGCAAAGGAAUUCAACGUUUACGACGAAGUACUGUAUAUUAUGAAGAUAGCCGACCAUUACGACUUGCCUUAUUUGCAACAAGUGUGGAAAGCAAUCAUCGAACAAAAUGAGUUGAUAGCGCAAAAAGAAGCCAUUUCUCCAUUUGCAUUACUGAAACCCAAGAUUGUGCACUUGGCUGAACGGCUAUAUCCUUCAAAAUUUGUAUUUCCUGUUGAUAUUGUAAUACAAAUACUUGAAAGCUAUUGUUUCCAACAUCGCGAUGCGAUCCAAGUUGGUUUCGUCGCGAAUGCGUUGCUAUGUGCUGGUAUUCCUGUGGAUAUUCUUGAGGAUGCAUAUAUAACCGAUUUAGAAAGCAAGAGACCACCAUGGCGCUCCGAAGAAGAAUGUGAAUAUCUGCUAUCACAAAUCAAUUAUAUCAAAAGCCUUUGACAUCUUUAACAUCUUCCUCCUUUAUAAAUUGAUUGAUAAAAAGUUUACAAACCACAGUUGAAAUUCCCCCUUUUAUUAUAAAACCCAGAUCUCGACCUAUUUUGGCAUAUUUGCUCUUAGGAUCAUGCACUUUUUUUAAUUUAUACGAAUAGACAAAAUGCCAUGCCGAGUGGCGCUGCUCGAAGCGGCGACGGACAGGAAAUCUGCUGUCACCGACACCGGAG
Messenger RNA from Radiomyces spectabilis, 3987 nucleotides. Its product is annotated as Non-repetitive/WGA-negative nucleoporin C-terminal-domain-containing protein. The record is from RefSeq and is a predicted model, not a curated record. Gene Ontology annotation, biological process: transcription-dependent tethering of RNA polymerase II gene DNA at nuclear periphery; protein import into nucleus; RNA export from nucleus. Bases 71 to 3763 code for a protein of 1230 amino acids. NCBI's taxonomy places the organism in Eukaryota, Fungi, Mucoromycota, Mucoromycetes, Mucorales, Radiomycetaceae. Gene Ontology annotation, cellular component: nuclear pore; nuclear pore inner ring. Gene Ontology annotation, molecular function: structural constituent of nuclear pore. The transcript has 18 exons.